This is a messenger RNA of Penicillium oxalicum, 2829 nucleotides long. Its product is annotated as Aim21 family protein. The coding region runs from base 1 to 2829 and encodes 942 amino acids. The record is from RefSeq and is a predicted model, not a curated record. The transcript has 2 exons. NCBI's taxonomy places the organism in Eukaryota, Fungi, Ascomycota, Eurotiomycetes, Eurotiales, Aspergillaceae.
AUGUCUGCUCAAGCUGCUCCGGCAAUUCCCCCUCGGCCGGCUCGAUCGCCCCAGCCAGGCCCUCCAUCAGAAAUGCCAAAGAUCCCUCCACGUCCCAAUCGCCGCUCAGACCGAUCUGUCUCCCCUAUGCGAGACAGCUAUGCGCCGUCUCCAUUCAACGAGUGGAAUGGUCCGAGUAUGGUCCGCACGACAUCGAAUGAUCUCCCUGCACGCCCACCCAGUGUCACAAUACCUUCCAUUGGUGAGGAGGGUAUUGAAUAUGCCGAUCUCAAUGUUGGAACCAUGACCGACAGCCACCAUCCGGCACCGACAGAGACUCGUAACGUUAGCAAUGACCUCAAAAUUCAUGCACCGCGCCCGUCUUUGCCCAUUUCAAGUGCUAAAGCCAAAGUACAGGCGGUCACCCGCACGGAUUCUCGACAGGCGGCCGCGGCUGGAUUGGGCCGCGAGAGCCUGGACUCCCCUGCAAUGGAUGAGCAUGAUCGUGCUCGUCGUACAUCCAAUUCUCGGGCCAGCGGCUCUCGCCCAGAGUCGGCAGCCUCAGAUCGCCGGCUUUCUGCACAUUUUGGCGAGGAGCAGGGCUUCCGAGUUCCAAUGUACCCCAAUGCUGGAGAUGUCCAGGCACCUUCUCCGAGUCCUUAUCUUGAGCACGGGACUCCGCGACAAGGUCGUAACCAUCACCGCAGCCGCAGUGCUCGUGAUUCGUCUUUGCCUCCUGGCAGUUACGGUCUGCAUGGCCAUGGUGUUCACCACAACGACAAGUUUGAAAAAGCCUGGUACGAAAAGCAUCCUGAUGAGUUUGUCAAAGAAGAGGGUCAGUAUGGCCCUGGUGUGGGCACUCCUCGACCCGACUGGGCCCUGAGUAGCGACGAUCUGAACAAGAUUGUCCACGGACCAAGCCGUUCUGGCUCUGGGAUUGGCACGUCGCCCGCGAUUGCAAGCACACCAAACGAGGAAGUUGGGUAUCUGGCCUCGGACGAGUACACGCAUCGCAUGGCCACUCCCGAGCCCGACACUCGCCGCGAGCAUCAGCAUGUCGCGGAAUCCCCUCUUCGACGGAUGACUUUCCCCGCAUCCGAGAUUGAGCCCAAGGCUCCGGCCUCCCCUUUGCGCCAUGCUCGAAGCAGCUCUCGAGGUCAGCGUCCGGAAAGCGAAGUGAUCCAUGUUGAUGACCCGAUGCACCCCAUUCAUCACCCGGACGGAUUUGCUGCGACCCCGGUGCUCUAUACCGAGACGCCCACUACGCAGCACCAAGCUGAAGAAAAUGAGCCCAUCUUGGCCGCCGACGAAGUUCGUCCCGAGUCUGCUUACCUGCAUCCUGCGAUCAGUCCCACCAUUGAACAUCGCGGAAGCUUCGACGAGGAACGCAGCCGCCCCCCAAGUCACUCACACAGCCGUUCCAACAGCCGAUCCGCUGUCGGACAGGGCGUCCCCAUGCUGGCCCGCUACGACUCCCGUGACCUUCACGAGGAUCAAUCGACCCCGCUCGAAGAUGUGGAGGAGUACGAGCCUCUUUUCCCCGAGGAAGGCGAUGCGAAGAAGCCCCGAUCCCUGUCGGCCACCGAACGCUUCAAGAACCGCGCCGAUUUGCUGAAGCACAGGUUCCCUAGUGAGGAUCUCUGGGAGGACACGCCUAACAGUCUGCAGCUUCAUGCCACGGUCUCGACCCCUGAUCUCCCCAAAUCUGACUCAUCUGAGCUUUUCGAAACCCCCGAACAGGAGGCGGCCCGAAAGACCCAGGCCCCCAAAAUCGAUUCGCACGAAGUGGCACGCCAAAUUCUGCAAGGAAAUGAUAAGACCCCCUCGCGGCCCGAUAUCGUGAAGCAGCGCUUCCCGAGCCAGGAUAUCUGGGAAGAUGUUCCAGACAGUCAGCGCCUGGUGACCACCGUCGAGCCGGCCACGGAAGAGAUCAAAAGUCCUGAAGUGCCGUCGCGGCCCUCCAUUCCUCCGCGCCCUCAGAAGCAGGUUCCUGAAACAUCCCCCACUGAGAAACGUCAGGCACCAGUCAUUCCGGAUCGCCCCAAGCCGCAGAUCCCGGCGAGACCGAAUCGGUCCAGCGCUCAGCCGACAGCAGAGCCUAGUGCAGCAGCCAAGCCCAAGCCAACGGUCCCCGCUCGCCCUGUUGGCAGUAAAAUUGCAGCCCUCAAAGCUGGCUUCCUGACUGAUCUUAAUUCACGCCUUCAAAUGGGCCCUCCGCAGCCCAAGCCCCAGGAAAAGGAGCCCGAGGCACCGGCGGAGAAGCAGCCGCUCAGUGAUGCGCGCAAGGGCCGAGCCCGCGGCCCAGCGCGGCGGAAGCCUGCCGGAGAGAAUACCAAUGCCAGACUACCGACUAUCCCCGAGAUUAAGAUCACGGAGACUUGGAACGUCUGGUCCGUCGGCGAGGACGGUAAUCUGACCGUGGGCAGCGGGGAUACCAAGCCUGAUAUCCCUUCAACCAAGACUCUUGCUUCAUCCGAUAUUCCCAUGGCCCCUCAGCUUGCCAAGAAUACUGCCGGAGAGUCCGCUGAUCCCGCCCUGGAUGGUGCAUCUGUCCCUCGUGAGCUUCCCUCUGAAAACAUCGAGCCCCCCAAAGCCGAUAUGGUAGAGCCUCAGACCCCGACAGAAACUCCAGCGUCAACCACGGGUGAGACCUUGGCGGAACCCCAGCAGGGAUCGCAGGACGCGGAUGUCGAGGUGAACUCAGCUCAGCCUGGCGCUGAGCCCUCGGCCGCACAGGGGUCUAUCUCCGCUAAGCUAGGGGAGGCUCUUGAGGACCUGUCUGCAUCCGCUAGCGCCAAGAAGGCGACCGAAAGUGGCACCAGCGCUCCUCCUGUGGAUGAGACCGCGUAG